UUGUAAUUGAAAUUUAAUUUAAUUAAGUUCUAAUGCUUUUAUUUAAAUUCUAAUAUCUUUUAAUAUAGUUCUAAUGUUAUUAUUCGAUUUCAAAUUAAAUUGUAAGUGCGCAUCGUUUUCUGUUCUGUCCGCAGACACCGAAUGUUAGAAGUGCGCUAUAAAACUGCAUUUAAAAGUUGUUUGAUAUUAUUAUGUCCUUGAGUUCAUAAUAAAAAUGUUAUGAAUUGAUAAGGUUAGUGAUCUAAAAUCUAGGUCAUCGCUUAAAAGAUGAAAAAUGAUAAGGAAAGGAUAUCUUAGAAGCGGGUACAUUCAAGCACUUCGUGAUGCAUUUCGCUCUUAAUUCUGAUUGGCUUUGCGGAAUUAAAUGAAUCAUUCCAUAUGAUUUUGAACGUAUUGACUUAAUAGUAUAUGGAGUGUUUCCUGUAGGUUGCGGAAAUUAUUUCUUUCAUUAUUACCAGUUAUAUACAAAGGGUAUUUUUAGAAAGCGGGAGGUAUCUGAGUAUCACAGAAGUGACUGCUUAUUUUUAGUUUUGAAAGUUAUAGAUAGAUGGCUUCAGAAUUUAAUAUAUCAAAAUUGCCAAUCACAGUUAAAAAUUUUCUCAAUUGGAUGUGCCAUGGUCUGGAGCCAUGGGAAAUCAUUCUUUGCACUUUUGUUACAAUGUCAUUAAUAUUUUAUUUGACAUUAUGGCUUGAAGUCAUGGAUAGAGAUGGAAUAUCUCAACGUUUCUGGUAUUUUGUACGUCAGUUACCAUAUGUAAAACAAAGUAUUGAGAAGAAGAUGAAAAGUUCUUCAGAUGAAGUUGAAAAAGAAUUGUUGAAAGGCUUAGAAAAUAAAGUUUUUCUGAGGGAAAUUCCAGAAACUCAUUGGAAAAGUGAAGACAUAUUAAAAGAAAUUGGAAAAUAUUUAUCAUUUGGAAGAUAUUCUUGGCAAGAAGGCUAUGUGUCUGGUGCUGUUUAUCCUGGCAAUGAUGAAUCUUUGAAGUUACUCAUGAAGAAUGUGUAUGGGGAGACAGGUUACACAAAUCCUCUUCACCCUGAUGUUUUUCCUGGUAUUAGAGUCAUGGAAGCUGAGAUUAUACAAAUGGUCUCUUCUCUUUUCAAUGCUCCACAGGCUGUUGGGACUGUUACAAGUGGUGGAACUGAAAGUAUUUUUCUUGCUUGUAAAGCAUAUAGAGAUUUUGCCAAGUUUGAGAAGGGUAUAAAAAAUCCAAAUAUGGUAAUACCAGUAACAGCUCAUGCAGCUUUUGACAAGGUAAAUUAGAAAUUAUGAUAUAUU
Stegodyphus dumicola is the source of this 1276-nucleotide messenger RNA. RefSeq names its product Sphingosine-1-phosphate lyase (gene Sply). Lineage: Eukaryota; Metazoa; Arthropoda; Arachnida; Araneae; Eresidae. Gene Ontology annotation, cellular component: endoplasmic reticulum. Gene Ontology annotation, molecular function: pyridoxal phosphate binding; sphinganine-1-phosphate aldolase activity. Gene Ontology annotation, biological process: sphingolipid catabolic process; carboxylic acid metabolic process. The record is from RefSeq and is a predicted model, not a curated record.